Messenger RNA from Solanum stenotomum, 1179 nucleotides. RefSeq names its product F-box/LRR-repeat protein 13-like. Bases 1 to 1179 code for a protein of 392 amino acids. Gene Ontology annotation, molecular function: protein binding. The record is from RefSeq and is a predicted model, not a curated record. Lineage: Eukaryota; Viridiplantae; Streptophyta; Magnoliopsida; Solanales; Solanaceae. The transcript has a single exon.
AUGUUUGAAUCUACCGAAAGACUUGAGUGGGAAGUGGAGAAGCGAGACAAAGAGCUGAUUACCGAGUUUUUGAGCAGCACCGAAGUAGAAGAACAGGUUCCUAAGGUAUGUAUGAACAAUUGUAUGACUAUAAGGAGAGAGACAGCUGACAUAUUACCUGAAUGCGUGAUUCGCAAAAUACUCUGUUUUCUUAGUUUUAAAGAAGCAGCACAACUGAGUAUUCUCUCUAAAACAUGGCUGCAAGCCUGGUUGACUCAUCCCAAUUUAGAUGUCAUAGUUGAUUAUUACGGAAACAAUUUAGAUAUAGUGGAUAAUAUCAUGAAGAGAUAUAGGGACGGAAUAAUCCCUAUAGAAAAGUUUGAAUUAUCAUACUUUGAUUCUUCCUCCCAAGGUUUUCCAUUGAUUGAUAAGUGGUUUGAUAUUGCACUUCAGAAUGGUGUGAACGAUCUCACCUUUAACGUUCCUAAAUAUUCAUCAUACCGCUUGCCUAUUUUCAAAAUUUUGGCAACAAAAUCUUUAAGAGAAUUGGUUAUGUGGGGUUGUCAUCUAAAGCGUGCUUCAUUAUCUAGCGGAGUCGUAAACUGCAAUUCUUUGAGAUUACUUUCUCUGUCUUCUGUUACAUUAAGCGAAAAAAUGCUUCAGACUCUACUUAAUAGUUGUCCUCUGAUUGUCAGUUUCGUAUGUGAUUAUUGUGAUGGGUUGGAAAAGAUUGAACUGGUUAAUCUUCAGAAUAUCAAGUCAAUUUCCAUUUGGAAAGGUAGAAAGCAGCGUGUUAAAAUUCAAGCGCCAACACUUGAACACUUGUCUUAUUUUAGUGUUCCGAAAGAGUCUUCUAUGUUGGAUAUGCUUGAUGUUCCAAAUUUGGUGUCACUAGAGUAUAAGGGAGAUCAAAUUCCUGAGACUUUCGUGGAUGCUAAUUUUCAAUGGAGUUGUUAUCCUAAGAGACUCAUCCUUGAGUCAACUAGUAAAACAAUUGCAUCUUUCAUGGACCGUUUAAUGUAUAUGAAGAGUCUGAGUCAUUCUACUACUAAUGAAAGCAAGUCUUUGCAUAGUCAAUUAAAAGAAGUGAAAGUCUACAAAUUAGAUUCAAGUUGGCAGCUUGUUGAGUUCAGAAGUGAGGAGCGGGCAACAAGGAUCCUUAAGGAGGGGGAGAAAUUUUAUUUUAUGUUAGAGUGGUGA